AAUGACUCCACCAACGUACAUCAUCAAGCUGCGCCUUUGUUGUGAAUUGUAAGGUUCGAAGAAAGCUAAUUCGCUUCGUUUUUUUAAGGAAUAAGUUUUUAAAAAUGUGUUAGAAAUGAUUUGUAUUACGCUCUGACGUAUUUGAAUCGUCCCACAACUGGGAAUUAACCGAGCAGCGUCAACUUCAAGACGUUUCACAGAACGAGGAGAGGACACAUGUCAUCUGCAGCAGAGACAGUGGAAAAUGCCUCCAUCAUUUCAGAGAGUGUGGCACAUGACGGAAACCGCUUGUGGAUAGGCAACAUCGAUCCCAAAAUCACAGAGUAUCAUUUAGUGAAGCUGUUGGAGAAGUUUGGAAAAGUCAAGCAGUUUGACUUUCUGUUCCAUAAGUCUGGGCCUCUGGAGGGGCAGCCACGAGGUUAUUGUUUUGUCAACUUCAGCACCAGAGAGGAGGCAGAAAGAGCCAUCCAGUGUUUAAAUGGGAAACUAGCCUUGUCUAAGAAGCUGGUGGUGCGCUGGGCGCAUGCACAGGUGAGGAGGUUUGAAGGUUUCCGCAGUGAGAAGACAAUGCCUUCGAGCUUGGAACCGUCGUGCAGUGGUACAGCAGAAGAAGGCACAGUACAAACCAACCACCUCAGUACAAGUGCUAAGAUCCGUGCCAUCGAGGCCAAGCUCCAGAUGAUGGAGGAGAAUCCAGAUGAUGACUACUCAGGCCCGUCAGCCUACGUUUACAACAAACCGCCAGAGAGGAAACGCUGGGAGCCCUACUCUAAAUCACACCACAAUAACCAUGGCAGGCCCUUCCGCAAGUUUAGGAGAUGACCCAUCCUCCCACUUUGAGUGGAGGUCUCCACUACCGCACCUCAAUACCCCCUCGACUCCACACCCACCUCUGCACACAAUAGCCACAACUAUGCACAUUUCAUCUGUCGCACAAAGGUUUUGAACAUAUUCAAAAUACUUUGAAAAGCAGACGAAUAGCACUGGGACUAUUUCAUAUCAUUUCACAGUGGACAGCAACCAUGGAUGUACGGAGCCCAGCUGGGGACUGAUCUGUGCGCACCGAUUAAUAAUUCAUCCUCUUGAAAUAAUAAUUUGUUGCCUGAAUGUGUUCUGUCAAAAAUAAAAUGUACUGAGAUUCAUAUAUUCUACUCUCAAAAGUAUUAAUGUGUGCAGUGGAAUGAGUAAUUUGUGUUCUUCAAACAAAAACUUAUACUCUCAAAAUGAGUAAUUUGUGCUCCUGAUCUGUGUUAUUAAAAUAAUAAUUUGUGCUCUCUCAGUGAUUUGUGCUCUAACGGGUGCCCUCAGUAUAAUAAUGUUUGGUUUUGAGUUAUUAGUUUGUGCUGUCAAAAUACUACUGUAAUUCAUGCAAUCCAUCCUUUUCAUUAAAGAAUGGUAUACUGGAAUAACCAUUCAUGUGCAUAAAUUAACACCUUAUUACAGACCAUCAUCUCUGUCCCCUCUGGAAAUACUUUAGAUUUUGUCUGAUUUGCAGAACCUUGUGCAUUCUGUGUCACAUUCCAUAUUUGAUUACAUUUUUGAAAACUGUUGCAUGAACUAGAAAAUCAAACCAACAAAUAAAAGUCUGGUCUUGCACCCUCAGACAAGUGCUGGGCCACCGCACCAAGGAUGCAGCAGGUCCAGCACCUGCUGUCGUGGAAAAAAAAAAGUUAUUUGGCACAUUGACUCAGCUGUACAUUUCAAACAGCAAAAGGAACUUCCUCUCUGCCAAACUGAAUUGCAAUCAUUUGUGUUUUAUGAGGUACGUGUGAAGGGAAUAAUCCAGGCAUCAACAGAAAAAGCAACAGGAUGAAGACUGUAAAUGAGGUGAUACAUUCUGGAUUAGGUGGUGAUUUAUUAAUUUGAGAGCUCAAAUUAGGUAAUUUUGAGAGAUGAAGUAACGUGCUAAUUAUUAUUUCAAGAGGAUGAAUAAUGUUUAUUAGGCACAUGAUUUUUUUUUCUGACCGUAUAAUUAGAUGUGUAACAUAUAAUUCUACUCCGUACCUUACUGCUAUACAUUUUGGGGACCCCCCCCAAACACACACGCACAUCAGUCUUUUCUCAGUUUUGCAGAGAUUUAUUGAAGGUGAAUCUUACAGCUGUGAGUUGUGUGAUUCAAAGCUGCACCGUGAGAGGUGUUUUAUUUUUAAAAGAGUAUAAAUUUCCUUGAUGUUUUUGACACAUCCUGUUACUAUCUUGUCAUAUUUAAAGAUGGCUUUUUUGUUUUGUUUUUCUGUGUUUAUCUUUACUGGAGGCUUCUAUUAAGAAGGAGAAAUAAACUGAUUUGUAACCAAACUCUAUUAAAGGAAUUUAAAUAAGCCACUCUCA
This is a messenger RNA of Thalassophryne amazonica, 2328 nucleotides long. RefSeq names its product RNA binding motif protein 18 (gene rbm18). Bases 217 to 822 code for a protein of 201 amino acids. The transcript is spliced from 6 exons. Lineage: Eukaryota; Metazoa; Chordata; Actinopteri; Batrachoidiformes; Batrachoididae. Gene Ontology annotation, molecular function: RNA binding. The record is from RefSeq and is a predicted model, not a curated record.